CUUAUAGAGAAGAGAAAUGGGUUCAUAUGCUAACGUAUUAACAGGUUGGAGAUUCUUUGCCUGUGCUUGUUGCCUUAACUUAUACAAAGAUUCUUGCUUCAAAAAAGAUUCAAGCUGUUGUUGUGUAUAUAUCCAACGUCACAGUGCUAAAGACGUUUGUGUUCAGAGAGAAGUUUCCAUUGAAAGAAGAGAUAGACUGAGUAUUAAAAUAACUCAAAAAAUGGGUGUCAUUAUUGUGAUUGCAAAACGUUUUGAUGCUCUCAUUGGGCCUGGAGUCAUGCUUCUCUAUCCUCUGUAUGCAUCGUUUCGAGCAAUAGAGAGUCCAACAAUGUUAGAUGAUCAACAAUGGCUAACAUAUUGGAUCAUUUACUCCUUAAUAACAAUAUUCGAGCUAUCAGUUUGGAGGAUCCUUGCCUGGCUACCAUUUUGGCCAUACUUGAAGCUUUUGUUCUGUAUGUGGUUGGUGCUACCAAUGUUUAGUGGUGCAGCCUACAUUUACUCCAAUUUCGUUAGACAAUACGUCAAGAUUGGGAUGAAUGUUGGGGGAGGAGCUAAUUAUACAGAUGAACAGAGAAGAGUAUUACAGAUGAUGAGUCUUGAUGCUAGAAAAUCGGUUCAAGAUUAUGUUGACCGGUUCGGAUGGGAUUCUGUUGAGAAAGCAAUUAAAGCGGCUGAAAAGGAAACAAGAAGGCAUUGAGAUGGAUCGGAGGAUCAAGAAUCACGAAAAUAUUACUAUUUGGUUUGUAUGUGUGUAGAUUGUAUAGAGCAAAACUUUUAUAAAAGGUAAAAAAAAAAAAAGAAAAAAAGAUGUUUAAAUUUGUGUUCUUCUUUAGAGAAGCAACGUUCUCUAUCGUAAGUAAAAAAGAAAUC
Camelina sativa (false flax) is the source of this 870-nucleotide messenger RNA. Its product is annotated as HVA22-like protein f. Lineage: Eukaryota; Viridiplantae; Streptophyta; Magnoliopsida; Brassicales; Brassicaceae. The record is from RefSeq and is a predicted model, not a curated record.